AUGCCAUACCGCUCCCUACCGGAGGGGUGCCAGGGCCUGAUGAGGAGGAAAGAGGCUAGCCGAGCUUCGAUAUUUCUUUCGAGGGAAAUUGUAAAUCUGUCGAAAAGAACCGAACCGACUCAAUUACGCAAGCUAAUCCAUAUAUCCCAACAAAUUAACAACUUCCUCGGAAUGGCUGCGUUAGAAGUACAUAUGGGGUGGAUCAUGGCGCGGCAUAUGCUAUGGAGAACUGAGAUGGCAUCAGCUGGUCGACGCCGGUACCUGACGGAACUGAUCGCCUGGCGCUCUUUACAGGGUACUAAUGACGGCAUGUGGAUGGCGUACUUUCUCCCCGGCAUCCAUAUCUUCCAGUGUUUUCCUCCUGUAAACCGCGAACCGAGUCUUGCUACCAACUGGUUUAUCUGGUGGAUUAACGAAGGCCGAAAACAUGACAUACCGCCUUCCCAAGAUUCGAGUAUCGACGAAAGGCGCGCAAUUGACAAGUGGUUCUUGGACUACCUAGCUUUCCGCGACGAGAAUGGGCCAGACUCAACUGCUGAAAUGCCUAUCUAA
Molecule: messenger RNA, 552 nt
Organism: Annulohypoxylon maeteangense
Lineage: Eukaryota; Fungi; Ascomycota; Sordariomycetes; Xylariales; Hypoxylaceae
Exons: 1
Coding region: 1-552 (183 amino acids)
Source: RefSeq, a predicted model, not a curated record